AACAUCAUACAUACAUUAAAUUCAUCAUCAAACAUCUAACUUGUGUCAUAAUAAGCUCUAACUGUGCUCAUCUUUUCUCCUCGUCUAUAUAUAGAGGAGCUCAUUGCCUCAGGUUUUCUCUCCGAAAGUUAGGUACCUCCCACAGCAAUGGCCAAGAAGAAGAACAACAACAACAAUGAAAACAAUAACGAAGGAGAGAUGAAGAAGAAAGAAGGAGGAGACGCUGAGAAAAAGGACGACAAGAGCCCGCAGAAUGUGGUGUUGAAGGUUGAAAUUCAUUGUGAGGGCUGUGCCUCCAAAAUCGUCAAAUGUGUUCGUGGUUUUGAAGGUGUGAAGUCAGUGAAAGCAGAUAUGGGAUCAAACAAAUUGACCGUAGUUGGAGCAGUGGAUCCAUCCAAGAUCCGAGACAAAUUGGAGCAAAAAAUCAAGAAGAAGGUCGACCUCAUCUCUCCCCAACCCAAGAAAGACAAAGACAAAGAAAAUGCCCAGAAACCGAACGACCAAUCCAAAGACAAACCCGCUGAUGACAAAAAACCCAAAGAGCCUCCGGUGACGACGGCGGUUUUGAAGGUGGCCCUUCACUGCCAGGGUUGUAUCGAGAAGAUUCGGAAGACUGUUCAGAAAACCAAAGGAGUGAUCAGUGUGACAGUGGACAAGCAGAAAGAGCAGGUGACAGUUAGGGGGGCAAUGGAUGCAAAAGCGUUGGCCGAGGCACUGAAGGAGAGACUGAAAAGGCCCGUGGAGAUCGUUCCGCCGAAGAAAGAAAAGGAGGAGAAAGAAUCCAAUAGUGGUGGUAAGAAGAAGAAAAAUGGCGGUGGGGACGAGGGUGGAGACGGUGGGAAAGAAGAUAAAGCUGAUAAGAAUGUAGGAGGCGGCGGCGGGAAAAUGGAAGGGCACAAAAUGGAGCAGAUGGUAGAUUUACCCGGGGUGGGUUAUUAUGGAAACCCGUAUCUGUUAAGUGGAUACGAAUAUGGAUACCCGGUAGGACAGGUCCAUGCUCCCCAGAUGUUCAGCGAUGAAAACCCAAACGCUUGUUCAGUAAUGUGAUGAUACAUAAGAAGAUCAAAAGGAGAGAUUGAAAAAGUGAAGAAUUGUAAUUAAGGAAAGAGAGUUUGGGGAAAAUUUUGGGUUAAUGCCAUUAAAUUCAGUUUAGUAAUCAACUUUGCGUUUUAUUAUGUAUUGCUUACAAUUAUCAUAUUUCUUUCCUAUGUUUCAGUUGUAAUAAUCAAUGUAAUGACCAAGUCCUUUGGUUAUUAGAAGAAUUAUGAGUAAUAAGAGAAUAUAACCCUCACGAAGGGAUGGUUUAGUUUA
Mangifera indica (mango) is the source of this 1311-nucleotide messenger RNA. Its product is annotated as heavy metal-associated isoprenylated plant protein 3-like. The transcript is spliced from 5 exons. The record is from RefSeq and is a predicted model, not a curated record. NCBI's taxonomy places the organism in Eukaryota, Viridiplantae, Streptophyta, Magnoliopsida, Sapindales, Anacardiaceae. Gene Ontology annotation, molecular function: metal ion binding. Bases 148 to 1047 code for a protein of 299 amino acids.